CUAAUUAGUGAAAAAUAAAAUACUCAUGGAUUAUUGUAAGGAGCUUGCUUAGUUUUCUUCCUUGGAGCACUUGUGCACGUCAGCUAGAACGUCACAACCCGUGUCCUUUGAUAAAGCAAACCCCAUUUCCGUAACCUUAUCAGUUUUCUGGAUGCAACACACCAUAAUGUCCGGGCUGUCGGAAUACUUUAUGCCCCAAGUUGAAUAAUCUGGAAGUUGAUGGUUACGGCACGAUGAAUACAUUCCAAUUGAAGGUGGGUUGACCGUGAUAUUCAGUCGGGGAGAAAAAAAUACUACGGAUGUGAACGGUUUAAGAUGAAUUUCUGUAUUUUAUGUCCUCUCUCUCUGCUUUCUAUAUCUUUAUCUUUUCAUUCAUGUUAGUUACGGUGGGAAUUCUGUUUCUUAAUUAGCUCCAACCGAUUCAUGCCAUCGGUGUCCCCAGACCACAUAACCGCAAUAAUAACAGGACAAGUAGAAGGAUUAAAGUAUUCAGCAGGAGUUUCUAUUGGUUAACUGUUAGUACGUAUAAACUGUCGACGAACUAAUGACAUUACAGAUUCAUGGGUUUAAAAGUAAAUGACUGGUUACCCUGCAUUAUUGGAAAGAUACAGCCAAAACGCUGACAGGUGUCUAAUCAUAGUUCUAGUGAUAAUUGUACCAGCUAAAGCUGCACUACGGGUGGGAUUUUAAACAAUCUGCCCUUCCAAAAUGUUUUUGGUUGUGCUCCACAAUCCCUUGCACUCUCUUUACUAGAGAGAUGCUAUAUAUAGAGUGCCUUGGCUCUGAGCUUUCCAUGUUCUAAACACUUGUUUUUCACUCACUCCAGCUUCUGAUCGAAGAUGGAGCUUGUGAUAUUUCUCUUGCUCAUUUCAGCGACCCAAGUGUCAUCUCUUGGUGCUUGCCCUAAAUGUGGGAGCAUGGAGGUUCCAUACCCACUUAGCACAGAUGGCACCUGUGGGGACCCUAGGUACAAGGUGUACUGUAAGAAUGGAGGUCUAGAGUUUCUGUCGGCUGAGGGAGUUUACUAUGAGGUCCUCAGCAUUGACCCUAGUGCUUACAAGCUUGUCAUAAGUCCACCCAUGAUACAGAAUAAUACAUGUUUUUCGUCUGACCUUAGUGUAGGAGGCUUGAGUCUGGAUGAGAACUUGCCAUUUAACAUAUCCACUCACAACACUGUGAUUCUGCUGAAUUGCUCCAGCAACAUCCUUCUUUCGCCACUGAAUUGUUCUUCAAGCAGCUUUUGUCGGGCUUAUGAGGACAAGGUGUUGGAGGGAACAGGGUGUAGAAACACUCUGUGCUGUCAUUACUUGAAAGAUUCAGCCAUGACCUCACAUAGAAUUAGGAUUAGGGUUGGAGGGUGCACUGCAUACACUUGCGCGGUGAAUAUUAAGCCUGACGAUCCAGUCGAUUCAUGGAAUUAUGGUAUUGAGCUGCAAUGGGUCCGUCCAAGUUGAGGUUUUCUAUCAAGGUGCAGACCAAAUGCAGUAUUGUGCAAUUGUUUAAAGGGAGGGGUUAAAAGUCCGUGUAAUACGGUGUCCUGUCUCCUCCGAAGCAUGUCAAAUUGUAAAAUGAAAGAUUGUCGCAUGUUCUGUCGUGUCUAGUUAUUGGUCGUGUUCCGUAUCUUCUAUAAAUGUCCAUGCUUAGUUAGGUCCUAUGUAUGACCUUCUAAUUGAGUAAGUGGAGCUGGAGAUGGUUGACGAUGCUCAGUCUAAUGAUCUUUUCUUGGUAUUCUCUGCAUAAAUCUCAAUUUGGCUUUGUUUGCUGUUGCCAUGCAUGCUUCA
Molecule: messenger RNA, 1781 nt
Organism: Syzygium oleosum
Lineage: Eukaryota; Viridiplantae; Streptophyta; Magnoliopsida; Myrtales; Myrtaceae
Product: wall-associated receptor kinase-like 20
Exons: 1
Coding region: 840-1454 (204 amino acids)
Molecular function (GO): polysaccharide binding
Source: RefSeq, a predicted model, not a curated record